UCGGUGACUUGUGACAACUGGAUGAAAUUCGUUGCUGCGCUCAGUGUCUUUGGUAGAGCUGCUAUAAUUGUAACGCUCAUUUCCCGAACGUACGUUGUCUGCUCGCAAAAUCGAUGGAUCGCGAUAUACCUCAUCGCUCUCGGUCUAGUUUGUGUUGUGGCUGAUGCGUUCCAUGUUCCUGCGGAAAAAUGUGUUGAUUCGGCGGACCCCCCGAUGCUCUGUAUAGCAAGCGCACUUCGCUCAUUCUUCAUGAUCGCCUUCGAAACAUCCGUAGUCCUCUUUACCACUAUAAGAACCUUCCAAGCUCUGAGAGCUGGCGGUCCUUGGAGACGUCAAAGACAUCAUUUGACAUUUCUCAUCUUUGAAGAAGGUAUUUUCUUGCUUUUCGUUCCGAGAAUUAGGUCGAUAGAUAACUAA
Molecule: messenger RNA, 417 nt
Organism: Lentinula edodes (shiitake mushroom)
Lineage: Eukaryota; Fungi; Basidiomycota; Agaricomycetes; Agaricales; Omphalotaceae
Exons: 4
Source: RefSeq, a predicted model, not a curated record